GCAACCCUGCGCUUCAUCGAAACAGUGUUGACCAACGACAGCAUGGACAAAAACAAUGCGACUUCGUAAACAAAACAUUUUUUUUAUACAGAUCAUUACCAGAGAAAAAAGACAAGGACAAUAUGCGCAAGACGUGGGUGAAGAGGGAGAACAUAUACUUCAAGCCCUUCUACAAGCAGAAGUCGAAGAUGUUCCUGCUGCUCAUCUUCCUGGUCGGGAUAUCCUUUAUCGCGUAUCAGGCCUUCUCGCUGAAUCAGCUGCCAGGAGUGCCUGCUCCAUGGAAUCUACAGCAGAUCAAGCGGAAGCACCAGCAGAUGAUGCAGUCGCUAGGCAGCAAGCAACGCGAUGUAGAUGACUUUGAUGGCGAAGGAGUGGAUGCAGUUAAUCCUGCGGUUGGAGCCACGUCAGCGGUUGCUGGCCAUGAGGAUCCCAUCAAGAUUGUUAGGGGCACCCGGCUCUUCGACUACGAUGCCUACAAGCCCAACUUCGAGGGCAAGUUCCGGUGUCUGGACGGCUCCAAGGACAUCGCCUUCGACCAUCUGAACGACAACUACUGCGACUGCGAGGACGAUGGCAGCGAUGAGCCCAGCACGAAUGCCUGUGCCAAGGGGCGAUUCUACUGCCGCUACCAGAAGCGUCACAUCACGGGUCGUGGCCUGGAUGUCUAUGUGGCCAGCAGUCGGAUCAAUGACCACGUCUGUGACUGCUGCGACGGCAGCGAUGAAUGGACCACAGGGGCUAAGUGCCCCAACGACUGUGCGUAGUUGCUGGCGGGGAAUUGUUCCGGCCUAAUCCUCUUACGCAUCCACCUCCUCCACCUGUGCACCCAGGACACUAAUCUCAAGGAUGAAGCUGUCUGGCGCAUCACAAGCGAUAUUUUUUGUACGAAUACAAUAGAAUUGUAAUUUAUUUUAAAGUAAGUAGAUUCAAUAAAAGAAACAAAAAUGAGUCCAAGAAA
Molecule: messenger RNA, 958 nt
Organism: Drosophila rhopaloa
Lineage: Eukaryota; Metazoa; Arthropoda; Insecta; Diptera; Drosophilidae
Product: glucosidase 2 subunit beta
Exons: 3
Coding region: 123-764 (213 amino acids)
Biological process (GO): N-glycan processing
Cellular component (GO): glucosidase II complex
Source: RefSeq, a predicted model, not a curated record